GAACAACGUGGACGACCUCAAAUCCCCAAAUCUCAUGCCUUUCAACCCCAGCAAACAGAUGUCAAAAGAAUCAGUGAGCAAUCUGAACAAAACAGGCUUCAGAGAAGUGAAUCACUUGGUAAAACGUUUCAGAAUAUGGUGCAACCACAGGCUCCUAUUUCCAUGGCACCUCAGUCCGCUAGUCAACAAAUAUUUCAGGAAUCAUCAUUGCUCUGGGCUCCCGUUUCCACAACAGCACAGCCAGCCAAUCAACACUGGAGUCAACAACCUCCACUCCCCUGGGCUCCCAUUUCCACAACAGCACAUCCAAUCAAUCAAGAUAGGACUCAUCAACAUUCACUGCUCUUGGAUCCCAUUUCCACAUCAGUGCAUUCAAUCAAUGAAGACAAGACUCAAGAACCACUACUGCCCUGGACACCUGUUUCCACAACAAUGCAGCCAGCCUGUCAAGACAGGAUUCAACAACCACCACUGCCCUGGACUACCGUUUCCACAAAAGUGUAUGCAACCGAUCAAGACAGGACUCAACAAACUUCAGUGUCCUUCCAGAAAGAUGCUCUUCAUCAUUCCUCACAACAUCUCAACUUAGGAGAAUCUCGUUCUUUGUCUAUGUCAAAUGUUCAAUACAUUGACACAAACAAUGGUAAUUUUAUUCAAACUGAAAACGUUAGAGACAAUCUCCACUCUUUCUCUUUGGAUGUGAUGACUAUGUCUUCUAUUCCUCAGAGUAUUUCUCAACAAACACAGUAUUAUUACCGAAAUAAUGUUACUAAAGAUCAACAACUGACUACUUUUCAACCACCUCAACUAGACCCUUUCGACAUACAGAGACAGAAACAAAUACCUGAUAGCCAAGAAUGGUCCCCGGUGAUGGAUCUUUCCCCAAUUGUUGACGUCUCACCUUCUGUCGAGGCAGCAGAACAAAAGCUUAUGGAAAAGUACCAAGAACUUAUUCCUCAAAUGUCUAUGCCUAGAGUAACCAGUGGAAACAUUCCUGAAAUGCUAGCAAGUUUUCAGAGAUCUUCGGAAGCAAAUCCCAAGGAGCCUCAGUUUAAAAUGCAGCAAAUUUCAUUUUCAGAUUCAUCCAGUUUAUACACAAUGUCAUCAGAUUCUUCCAGAAUUAGUAAUGGAAUUCCAGUGACAUCAGAAGGUCAACCUGUGACUCAUAAUGUUAUUGAGAUGACCAGAUCAAUGCUAAAAGAACAUAGAACUUCUGCUUUAUGUUCUCAGGCUGUGACCACUUCUCAACCACAAAGCUCGAAAGCAGCUGGAGCCAGACGAAUCCACAGAAGGUUGCCUCAGCCAACAUUGGAACAAAUGCAAGAAGCUAUAGCUUUAGCAUCUCAAACUCCCAAAUUCAAAUCAACCCAGUAUCGGAAUCAGGGGGUAAGUAGUAACAAAGGCCCUACUAGACGAAACAUCUCACCUGAGACACAGAGAAAAGGAAUGACUGAAAAAAGUCAGGUCCUUCAACACCAAAAUAUACCUCAAACACCGUCAGAACUGGAAAAAAGAAGUCAGAUGAUAAAAAUCUCAGCUAGUGAUACACAAAAUGAAGCCCAUCGCCCCCAGACGUCGAAUAUAAAUAGUAUUACAUCUUCUGCUUUUCAAUCUUUUCCUGUUUCCAUUACACCAGUGAUGGUGUCUACAACUGGAACUUCUUUCCAUUCAUCUGUAGCCUUAUCCUACCAAAGAGGUAUCCAAACGGUGCCAUCUUUUAAUUCGCAAUUUGAUACGUUGUACAAUAAUGGUCACACUCUAAAGAUUCAUUCUCCACUUCUGUAUAGCAAAAUCAAUAUUUCCGAACCGGAGAAAGGUAUUUUAACUUCUGGAAGUAAAGAGAACAUACACAUUGGAUACAGCAGGUCAUUUUCCGUUCCUGACUCUGUCAGCAAGAUUGGAACUUAUACUCAACUACAAAGUGUUAAGGUACGUACUAUCACAGUGAAGAUUGUCUUUAAUUAUACACAUUGGAUACAGCAGGUCAUUUUCCGUUCCUGACUCUGUCAGCAAGAUUGGAACUUAUACUCAACUACAAAGUGUUAAGGUACGUACUAUCUCAGUGAAGAUUGUCUUUAAUUAUACAC
Limulus polyphemus (Atlantic horseshoe crab) is the source of this 2087-nucleotide messenger RNA. RefSeq lists its product as uncharacterized. The annotation marks the transcript as partial. NCBI's taxonomy places the organism in Eukaryota, Metazoa, Arthropoda, Merostomata, Xiphosura, Limulidae. The transcript has 3 exons. The record is from RefSeq and is a predicted model, not a curated record.